UUUUAGAUUCGCAGGGGAUUUACUCAGGGUAUGAACUCUUGUUCGGACGAUGGGAAUACCUGGGGCAGUUUAGUUUAGUAUAUAAACAUGGAUCAGCAAGGAAGAGGUAUCAUUACUUCGUGAGUACUACAACUGUGAUAUUGUAAAGUUUAACAGAUAAAAUGAAGUUCCUUUGUGUAUUAUUUGCGAUUGUGUGCGCAGUGGCAGCGCAAGAGUAUUAUGUGGAACUUGUUGAUGAUGGCUACCCAGAAUGGUACCUAGAACCUCAAAUGAGGGUACGCCGUGAUCUCACAGUAGACCAAAAAGUUGGGAAUAAUGGUAAAGUUUUUGGAACCGUUGGAGCCAAUGACGCCGGAUUAUUCGGUAAAGGAGGAUAUGAACAUCAGUUCUUCGAUGACAACAGAGGAAAGCUAACGGGUCAGGCAACUGGUACCCGGGUGCUGGGACCUCUGGGAGACUCCUCUCACUUCGGAGGAGGCUUGAACUGGGAAAACUCCAACGCUGCUGCAUCACUGGAUGUCAGCAAACAGAUUCAUGGACCCACUUCUUGGUCUGCGGCUGGUGGUGGAAAAUGGCCAGUUGGUAAGAACGGCGAUAUCUCACUCCAAGGCACAUACGAUCAAAUUUCUGGACGUCGGCCUGAUUACGGCGGCAGAGCCGUCUACAACUACAAUUUUUGAUUGUUUUGUAAUUAAGAAUAAAAGUAUUUAUUGAUUAA
Messenger RNA from Pieris napi, 718 nucleotides. RefSeq names its product gloverin-like. The record is from RefSeq and is a predicted model, not a curated record. NCBI's taxonomy places the organism in Eukaryota, Metazoa, Arthropoda, Insecta, Lepidoptera, Pieridae. The transcript has 5 exons. The coding region runs from base 162 to 680 and encodes 172 amino acids.